This is a messenger RNA of Jaminaea rosea, 1657 nucleotides long. RefSeq names its product general amino-acid permease GAP1. Lineage: Eukaryota; Fungi; Basidiomycota; Exobasidiomycetes; Microstromatales. The annotation marks the transcript as partial. Gene Ontology annotation, cellular component: membrane. The transcript has a single exon. Gene Ontology annotation, molecular function: amino acid transmembrane transporter activity. Gene Ontology annotation, biological process: amino acid transmembrane transport. The record is from RefSeq and is a predicted model, not a curated record.
CGACCGCCUUGACCCAACGUCCCUUCCCUUUACCAUCCAUCCACCCCUCCUGCCCUCCCCCCCCCCAACCCUUUACAAGGCAUCCACCAUGCCCAUGUCACACAAGAUGCUAAGCUUCGUCGAGGACUUCAGGCCCAGGGACAUGACGGCACCCCCGUCUGGACAUGGCGACGUUACCACGUCAUCGCCUAGCACUACGUCGUACGAGAUGAAGACUUCGGACGACCCAGAGAAGGCUACCGCCGAAGUAUCGGAGAUGACCCGCGAGGACUUCACUGGUGUGGGUCCUCAUGGCAGCCCUGCUCAACACGGUGUCGUCACCGAUGCCCAAGGUCGUCGAUACGCCACGGCCGACACCGGUCUCAAGCGUAACCUCUCCAGCAGGCACAUGCAAAUGAUUGCCUUCGGCGGUGCCAUUGGUACCGGUCUCUUCGUCGGAUCCGGAGGCGCACUCGCUAAAGGUGGUCCGGCCUCGCUGCUUAUGGACUUCAUCAUCAUGGGUGUCCUCCUCGCCUCUACCAUCCUCGCCCUCGGUGAGCUCGCUACCGUCCUGCCCGUCUCUGGAUCCUUCGCCGCCUACAGCACCCGCUUCAUCGACCCAGCCUGGGGUUUCGCCAUCGGAUGGAACUACUGGAUGCAGUGGUUCGUCAUUCUGCCCCUCGAACUCGUCGCCGCCUCCAUUGUUAUCGGCUACUGGGACCCUAACGAGAACAUCACUCCUGGAGUGUGGAUCACUCUGUUCAUCAUCCUCGUCUUCUUCAUCAACUGCUUUGGUGUACGUGGCUACGGAGAAUGGGAGUUUGCCUCGUCGGGUAUCAAGAUCCUGGCCGUCCUCGGUUUCAUCAUCGUAGGCAUUGUCAUCCAGACUGGUGGCUCCCCCAGCGGCGAGUACCUCGGAGCGAGGACCUGGCAGAACGGUGAAGCAUUCAAGAACGGUUUCAAGGGUUGGUGCUCCGUCUUCGUCACGGCCUCCUUUGCCUUUGGUGGUACUGAGCUCGUCGGUCUCGCUGCCGCCGAGUCUGCCAACCCGCGCAAGGAGGUUCCCAAGGCAUCCAAGCAGGUCUUCUACCGUGUCUUCUUCUUCUACAUCAUCACCCUCUUCCUCAUCACCCUCAUCGUCCCCUCUGACACGCCCGCCCUCCUCGGUGGCUCCUCCUCGUACGAUGCCCGCGCCUCGCCCUUCGUCAUUGCCAUGGAGAUCGGCAAGAUCAAGGUCCUCCCCGACAUCUUCAACGCCGUCAUUCUCGUCUCCGUCUUGUCCGUCGGCAACUCGUCCGUCUACGGUUCAUCGCGUACCCUCUGCGCCAUGGCUCAGGUCGGCCUCGCACCCAAGAUCUUCGGCUACGUCGACAGGAAAGGUCGCCCCACCUACGCGGUCCUCCUCUCCCUCGCCUUUGGCUUCCUCGCCUUCCUCGUCUACUCUGCCUCGAAGAACGACGUCUUCGACUGGCUCUUGGGAUUGUCUGGUCUCUCGUCCAUCUUCACCUGGGGCUCCCUCAACUGGUGCCACAUCCGUUUCCGUCAAGCAUGGAAGCUCCAGGGCAAGACUCUUGAGGAGCUCCCCUGGAAGUCGCCCCUGGGCACCUGGUUCUCGUGGGUCGGUCUCUUCCUCAACUUCAUCGUCCUCCUCGCUACCUUCUACAAGGCUGGCUGGCCC